CCGCUGGGACGUUACGGACGUCUGCUGUGGGAAGGGAACCCAAAACACGGCUGGACACGGAGCACAGGGGCUGUGUAAGAGUUCCUCGUGUGAGCCUGACUGCGCCUGAACACUGACACUUCUGAGUUCAGCUCCUUAAAAUGGCAGAGGGAGAUGGAAAUGAAGAAGCCAUUAACUUGAACAGCUUCCAGAGUCACAGAGGGAAAGAUUGGAUAGACUGCAGGUACGAAGGUGUCCUGACAUUGGAUUCCUCGGAUGAAGAAUUACCUUUCCCGCUGGAAGCACCAGCAGAGCAGCAGCGUGAGGAAGAUGAUGAUGAUGUAGUCAUCUUGGAGGAGACCCCAAAGCAUCAGCAGCUUCCACGCCCCAAUGUCAUCAGACCUGCUGCUCAAUGGCAGUGUGCAAAUGCUGUGGGAGAAAGAGGAUCUAAAAGUGCUGUUGAGCCCUUGAGGAGCACAUAUCCUGAAGAUGUGAUCCCAGUUCUGUCCAGCCAGGGAGACCAGGAUAACCAUGUGGAGGAGAGCAGUGCUGGACCGAGCAAGGGUGAGAAUAUGAACUUUGAAUUGCAACAGCCCAGAUCAUCAGAGCUUAAUGGCCCUGGGUUUGAACUUACAAGUAACCAGGAGCCUGGUCCAAGUUUGCUUCCAGCAAUAACUACAAGCCCACAGCCUGUUGUUAACAAAGAAAUCAUUAUUCUGGAGGAUACAGACUUUCCACCACAACAGGAAGAAAAGGUGGAAACCCAGGGAAAGGACUUGGAGCCCGAGCAAAACCUCAGAGAACCAGCUGAUGCGGGUCCUGCAGAGCAGGAGAUCCAUGAGGAUCAUCCACAUGUCCAGCCAUCUGAAGGAGAGCCACAUGCUGUAGUAAAUAGUUGUGCUCCUCAGCAAGGGCAGCCUGAAGCAGACCCAGGAUCUUUAAGGGCAUAUGGAGAGAAGGCUCCUGGGCCGGUCUUCCCACGACCUGAACCACAGCAGGAUGGGAUUCCAGGUCCUGCUUCACCCCAGCCAGCACAUCCACCAGAAGAAACGGGUCCACAGGCAGCAGUAGACAAUGAACAGCCAGGUCCAGCAUUCCCUGCACAGGGCUGCCAGGAACUUGGCUCUAGUAACGUUCCAGAGCAAGGAGCUGCUGGGCAGGACCAGGACCUCACCGCACAGCUCAUCAGAGAGACAGAAGCAAGAUUCCCAGAUGUGAAGGAGGACUACAUUGAAGAGCUCAUCAUCAUCAGGAACUGCUGUGACUUAAAUGUGCUUUGUAACUUCCUUCUGGAGAAUCCAGAUUACCCAAAGAAGGAAGGCAGAGUGGUUUUAAAUCCCAGCAGCAGCCUGCUUCCCAGCCAAGAUGAGACAAAGGUGCCUAAAGUGGACUACUUUGACUUCUUCAAGCUCGCCCCACUGGAUCAGCGGUGCUUUAUUCAGGCAGCUGACCUCCUUAUGGCAGACUUCAAAAUGCUCAGCAGCCAAGACAUUAAGUGGGCACUACGUGAACUGAAGGGACACUAUGCAAUCACACGAAAGGCCUUUUCAGAUGCUAUCAAAAAAUGGCAGGAGCUGUCUACUGAAACCAGUGGGAAACGGAAAAGGAAGAAAGAGAUGAAUCAGUAUUCAUAUAUAGACUUCAAAUUUGAGCAAGGGGAUGUGAAAAUUAAGAAGCGCAUGUUCUUCCUGGAGAACAAGAGGCGGCACUGGAGGUCCUAUGACAAGCGCUCCCUUCUGCCACUGGUGCUACGGGAGCAGGAAUUCUAUGAGCAGAAAGUGAAAGAGAUGGCAGAGCAUGCAGACUUCCUCCUUGCUCUGCAGAUGAAUGAGGAGCAGUAUCAGAAGGAUGGGCAGAUGAUAGAGUGCCGCUGUUGUUAUGAGGACUUUGCAUUUGAGAAGCUGACUCAGUGUGCAGAUGGUCACUUGUUCUGCAAGGAGUGCCUAAUUAAAUAUGCUCAGGAGGCAGUCUUUGGCUCUGGGAAGUCAGAGCUCAGCUGCAUGGAAGGCAGCUGCACGUGUUCAUUCCCCACCAGCGAGCUGGAGAAGGUGCUUCCAGAGAACAUCCUCAACAAAUACUAUGAGCGGAAAGCUAAGGAGGAGGUGGCUGCUGCUUGUGCAGAUGAGCUUGUCAGGUGUCCGUUCUGCAACUUCCCAGCUCUACUGGACCAUGAUGUGAAGCGGUUCAGCUGCCCCAAUCCCCGCUGCAGAAAGGAAACAUGUCGGAAUUGCCAAGUGCUGUGGAAGGAGCACAUGAACCUCACCUGCGAGCAGCUGGCUGAGAAGGAUGAAAUCAAAUACAGGACAUCUGUAGAAGAGAAAAUGACAGCAGCCCGGAUUCGAAAGUGCCACAAGUGUGGCACCAGCCUCAUUAAAUCGGAGGGUUGCAACCGCAUGUCCUGCCGCUGCGGUGCUCAGAUGUGCUACCUCUGCCGGGUUGCCAUUAACGGGUACGACCACUUCUGCCAACACCUCCGCUCUCCUGGCGUUCCCUGCCAUGACUGUGACAAGUGCUCGCUCUGGACAGAUCCCACAGAAGACGAUGAGAAGAUAAUCCAGGAGAUUCAGAAAGAGGCCGAAGAGGAGCAGAGGAAGAAAAAUGGAGAGAAGAGCUUCAAGCGGAUCGGCCCUCCUGUAGAAAAGCCCGUGGAGAAAAUCCAGAGGAUUGAAGUCAUCCCCAGACCCGUUCCUCAGAACCUCCAUCAGCCCCGGAUGUGCCCCUACCCCUUCAUGCACCCUCCUUUCCAGCUCCCUCCCGUCCGCCCCCUGUACAAUAACAUCCCGCUCCACAUCCGCCCUGUCCCUGCUCCCUACGUGCCCCCAUUACCCAACAUGAGGGUGAACUUUGACUUCCCCCAGAUCAAUGCUCGGCGGGAGCACAACUUGCCUAUGCACUUUGGCCCUCAGCCUCGCCAGCAGUUCUGACCUGCUUCAAACAGCACUUGACAUAGUCACUGCAGGGCAAAGCCGCCCUAUAACAUCACCCCCCUUCCUUCUCCAGCUCCUCUUGGAUUAUCCAGCUGCCAGGGGACCCCUGAGUCGCCUGUCUUUGCACUGUAUCCCUCUCUAGAGCUUCUCUGAACCUUUGCAGUUCCAACCUGUGCUGCAACAGGCCUUGGUGCUGCAUUUCCCAAGGGAUCUCUCCCUGUGCUGGGCAUCCGGGUGAUUGUGAUUUGACAAAGCCUCUUCAGGCAGCUGUUGGGAGGGGAAGUGACACUUUGUGGAGCGCAGGGAUGCAGCCAUUCCUUGGGGACUUCCCAAAUAUCCUUCUUUCCUGCUGGCUGGAGCAGCUGCUGCGCAAAGUGAGGCUGGGGGUAAAGAGGGAGACUGCAUCUGAGUAAGACCUAC
Messenger RNA from Neopsephotus bourkii (Bourke's parrot), 3326 nucleotides. RefSeq names its product ring finger protein 216 (gene RNF216). The coding region runs from base 141 to 2903 and encodes 920 amino acids. Lineage: Eukaryota; Metazoa; Chordata; Aves; Psittaciformes; Psittacidae. The transcript is spliced from 17 exons. Gene Ontology annotation, molecular function: zinc ion binding. The record is from RefSeq and is a predicted model, not a curated record.